Messenger RNA from Fomitopsis serialis, 1487 nucleotides. Its product is annotated as P-loop containing nucleoside triphosphate hydrolase protein. The transcript has 6 exons. NCBI's taxonomy places the organism in Eukaryota, Fungi, Basidiomycota, Agaricomycetes, Polyporales, Fomitopsidaceae. The record is from RefSeq and is a predicted model, not a curated record. Gene Ontology annotation, molecular function: 5'-3' DNA helicase activity. The coding region runs from base 287 to 1429 and encodes 380 amino acids.
AUGCUGAGUCGGAGCGUGACCUCAUUGUACUGUCGGUGUUGCAGCGAACGCUUCCGUUCUUUCAGCAGCCUAUCGUCCACAAGAUCUUCGACCAGUCCUCACCCGGGCGCCCGCGUGAGCCCAACACAUCGGAUUACGAGAUCCACCUCGCGGGUCGACGCCUCAACGACUCGCAAGCCGCGGCAGUCGACCGGAUAAUCUCUGAUGACCCGGACGACCAGAUUUGUUUAGUGCUUGGCCGCCAGGCACGGGUAAGACGACAGUGAUCGCUGCGUCAGUCGUCGACAUGGCGGAGCAUCCUACGAAGAAACACAACAUCUGGCUGCUCGCCCAGUCGAAUGUCGCCGUCAAAAACAUUGCUGAAAAGCUCGCAGACAUUCUGGUGUCUCGAGACUUCCAUUUCGAUUGGCACGAACACCUGUAUACGAAGAUCGAGAGGAACGUCAUACGCUCGGAUGCCUUCGGCGAUCAUGUCGUCGGUUCUGAGAGGCUGCUCCUUGGAUCGACAGUUAUCUUGUGCACUCUUAGUAUGCUCUCAAGUCAGCGCUUGGCCACGUCGGGCUACACCCGCCUGGUUCCUGUCGAAACAGUGAUCGUGGAUGAGGCCAGCCAGAUCGAGCUCGGCGACUACUUGCCAUUGCUAGGCCGCUUCGAUCGCAGCAUCAAGAAGCUCGUCUUCAUUGGAGACGACAAACAACUUGCACCAUAUGGACAAGACGAUCUAGGUGACAUGCCCAGCAUCUUCGAGUUGCAACAUCUACGACAAGAUGCCUUGUUUCUCGACGUACAAUACCGAAUGCCAAAGCCGAUCGGUACAUUCAUAUCGAAGCACGUGUAUGGCAGUCGCCUGAAGACAAGCCACUCCAUAAACUCUCGACGGUCGUGCCUUCUCGUAGACGUUAGUCACGGGAGGGAAGCGAGGUCUGGUAAGAGCUGGGUCGUAAGUCUAAUAGAAGUGAUCCGACGACGUAUGCUGACGGAGCUGGCGUUACAGAACAACGCUGAAGCAGAUGCCAUCGUGGUGAUAGCGAGGAAAUUCCAUGCACAGGGGAAGACAUACCGCGUUAUCACGCCUUACGAUGCACAGCGCAACGCCUUGGAGCGGAAGCUGAAAGAUGCGAAGCUCCCUUGGGAGAAUAAGUGUUUCAAUGUCGACUCGUUCCAGGGUAAUGAGGAGGACUACGUUCUUAUCUCCGUCGUGCGGUCGAACAAUGUUGGGUUCCUCAACAACUUGCGGAGAACGAAUGUCAUGCUCUCACGCUGCAAGCGCGCCAUGGUCGUCUGCACGAGCCGGGCAUUCAUGGAGGGGAAGGCCAGGUCCUCGCUUCUGGGCAAACUCGCGAAGGAAUGGCCGGACGGAUGGGUUUCGUGGCGGGACAUGUUGCAGGGCGGUUCUCACGGGGUGCACCCUUUGACCUCGUUGCCUUAGUCGCUCGUUAUCUUGCUUCAUGUCAUUUAAAGAUACCAUCUAUGAAUGUUUACGUCAG